AUGAUUGUAAUUCUGCUGGUGUCCAUGUCCAUGGUGUUGCACUUGGUAGGUGGCCAAGAACUGGAGCCACCAGCAUUCCUGCCAGAGCUGCUUAACACACCUGAAAGGAUCUUGAACAAUGCCACACUCUUCAAUGGAGUCUUUCAAAAUGUGGAAAGUGUUGCAUUAUUUUUUGACUGCCUGGGUUCUCACUUCACCUGGUUACAGUCCAUCUUCACCAACUUCCCUGCCCUUCUCAACUUUGUCAACAAAAUGAAGUGUGCCACUGGGUUUUGCCCCCGGGAUUUCGAGGACUAUGGCUGCUCUUGCCGGUUUGAGAUGGAAGGGCUCCCCGUGGAUGAAGCUGAUGAGUGCUGUUUUCAGCACCGCAGAUGCUACGAGGAAGCGCUGGAGAUGGAGUGCACGUGGGACCCAUCAAAGAUUUCUGCAGAUGUCAGCAGCUGCUCUACUAAAAACCUGACCUGUGAGUCUGUGGAUCCCUGUGAACAGUUCCUCUGCACCUGUGACAAAGAUGCCAUUGAAUGCUUUGUGAAUGCCCAGAUCAACUCCUCCCUGAAUGGGCUGGAUGUCUCCUCCUGCCCAUCUCCAGUUACAGAAACAACCAGCAAGAGAGAGCUGACAACACGACACAUGGAGGCGUUGGUUCAUCAAGGGACUGAUGAAACACGAGCUGUGACUGCCUCUGUGGAAGAAGUGGUUUCUUUUGAGCCCCGUGACAGAGUCUUGGCAACUUCCAAAGCCAGAGAAGAUGGAUUUGUGGAAGCUUUGGUCCCAGUGGAAGAGAUAACCACCUCCCCAGCCUCAUUCCCAGGAGACAGUAACUCAAUGCAAGUCAAAAUUGUCCCCACCAACAGGAGUCCUGCAGGCACACCUGCAAGGACAAAAGGAAAAGUGUGCGAGCGACUGACCUUUCUGCAAGAGGGAGGACGUGGAAGAGUGGAGAGGGAGCUGCCCCAGCUUGGAGAAAUGCUGUUCUGCUUAACUGAGAGAUGCCCAGAGGAAUUUGAGUCCUAUGGCUGCUAUUGUGGCCAAGAUGGAAGAGGAGAUCCCAUCGAUGCACUGGACAGAUGCUGCUUCUCUCAUCACUGCUGUAUGGAGCAAGUUAAGAAACUUGGAUGCCACGCAGAAAGAAAUUUGAGAUCUGAAGUUGUAUGUUUUCAUCACACACCAAAAUGCAUUGGCCGGAGCGCGUGUGAGAAGCUCCUCUGUGCCUGCGACACGGCCGCGGCCGAGUGCAUGGCCUCUGCCUUCUUCAACACGAGCCUGAAGCAGCCCCACGGGCAGGGCUGCCGGGAGGAGAAGCUCUCCUGCCCAGGGGAGUCUGCUGAAAGGCCUGCAGCAGGCACCCACACAGGCACAGGGGCUUCCAGCUCCGAGGAGAGCAGUGAGGAGGAAGGAGCCCAGCGGGGCAGAUUGCGGAGAGCCAGGAGAGGGACGCGGCAGCACAUGGGGAACGCCAGAACUGGGGACACCAGGGCAGAUAACCCUGAGGGCAGAACACCACCCACCUCCAGGGGCUUGGGAAGGGCCAGGACAGCAGCCAGGCACUGAGUACCUGCCCUCCUCAUCCUCUACACACUGCCUCGCACUCUCCAGAACACAAGUGACAUAAUCAUAGACUAGGAUUAGGUGUUAGGCUGUAUUAACUCCUUACUGCGGGGAGGUCAGCACCAUGGAGCAUCUGUCUAGGUCAGAUAUUACCUUAAAUAAUUACUGGACAGUGUUCUAUAUAAUUUCACUUGAUUUUUUAAUGUAAAAACUGUUAUGAUCAAACUGACUUUUGUUAACUGGGCACUUGGUUCAGACUGGAUCUUGCUGAUGGUGUCCAAGUAUUCCAGGUUUUCAAUUAAACC
Molecule: messenger RNA, 1853 nt
Organism: Serinus canaria (Common canary)
Lineage: Eukaryota; Metazoa; Chordata; Aves; Passeriformes; Fringillidae
Gene: OC90
Product: otoconin 90
Exons: 14
Coding region: 1-1551 (516 amino acids)
Biological process (GO): lipid catabolic process; phospholipid metabolic process; arachidonate secretion
Cellular component (GO): extracellular matrix
Molecular function (GO): phospholipid binding; calcium ion binding
Source: RefSeq, a predicted model, not a curated record